AUGGGUGGAGUGGUGACGGGUGGAGUGGUGACGGGUGGAGUGGUGACGGAAGGAGUGGUGACGGGUGGAGUGGUGACGGGUGGAGUGGUGACGGGAGGAGUGGUGACGGGUGGAGUGAUGACAGGUGGAGUGGUGACGGGUGGAGUGGUGACGUGUGGAGUGGUGACGGGUGGAGUGGUGACGGGUGGAGUGGUGACCGGUGGAGUGGUGACCGGUGGAGUGGUGACGGGUGGAGUGGAGACAGGUGGAGUGGUGACGGGUGGAGUGGUGACGGGUGGAGUGGUGACGGGUGGAGUGGUGACGGGAGGAGUGGUGACGGGUGGAGUGAUGACGGGUGGAGUCGUGACGGGUGGAGUGGUGACGGGUGGACUGGUGAUGGGUGGAGUGGUGACGGGUGGAGUGGUGAUGGGUGGAGUGGUGACGGGUGGAGUGGUGACGGGAGGAGUGGUGACGGGUGGAGUGAUGACGUGUGGAGUGGUGACGGGUGGAGUGGUGACGGGUGGAGUGGUGACGGGUGGAGUGGUGACGGGAGGAGUGGUGACGGGUGGAGUGAUGACGGGUGGAGUGAUGACGGGUGGAGUGGUGACGGGUGGAGUGGUGACGUAUGGAGUGGUGACGGGUGGAGUGGUGACGGAAGGAGUGGUGACGGAAGGAGUGGUGACGGGUGGAGUGGUGACGGGUGGAGUGGUGACAGGUGGAGUGGUGACGGGUGGAGUGGUGACAGGUGGAGUGGUGACGGGAGGAGUGGUGAUGGGUGGAGUGGUGACGGGUGGAGUGGUGACGGGUGGAGUGGUGACGAGUGGAGUGGUGACGGGUGGAGUGGUGACGGGUGCAGUGGUGACGGGUGGAGUGGUGACGGGAGGAGUGGUGACGGGUGGAGUGAUGACGUGUGGAGUGGUGACGGUGGAGUGUGGUGACGGGUGGAGUGGUGACGGGUGGAGUGGUGAGGGGAGGAGUGGUGACGGGUGGAGUGAUGACGGGUGGAGUGGUGACGGGUGGAGUGGUGACGUGUGGAGUGGUGACGGGUGGAGUGGUGACGGGUGGAGUGGUGACGGGUGGAGUGGUGACGGGUGGACUGGUGACGGGUGGAGUGGUGACGGGUGGAGUGGUGAUGGGUGGAGUGGUGACGGGUGGAGUGGUGACGGGAGGAGUGGUGACGGGUGGAGUGAUGACGUGUGGAGUGGUGACGGUGGAGUGGUGACGUGUGGAGUGGUGACGGGUGGAGUGGUGACGGGUGGAGUGGUGACGGGUGGAGUGGUGACGGGUGGAGUGGUGACGGGAGGAGUGGUGACGGGUGGAGUGAUGACAGGUGGAGUGGUGACGGGUGGAGUGGUGACGUGUGGAGUGGUGACGGGUGGAGUGGUGACGGGUGGAGUGGUGACGGGUGGAGUGGUGACGGGUGGAGUGGUGACGGGUGGAGUGGUGACGGGAGGAGUGGUGACGGGUGGAGUGAUGACGGGUGGAGUGAUGACGGGUGGAGUGGUGACGGGUGGAGUGGUGACCGGUGGAGUGGUGACGGAAGGAGUGGUGACGGAAGGAGUGGUGACGGGAGGAGUGGUGACGGGUGGAGUGAUGACUGGUGACGGGUGGAGUGGUGACGGGUGGAGUGGUGACGGGUGGAGUGGUGACGGGUGGAGUGGUGACGGGAGGAGUGGUGACCGGUGGAGUGAUGACGGGUGGAGUGGUGACGGGUGGAGUGGUGACGUGUGGAGUGGUGACGGGUGGAGUGGUGAUGGGUGGAGUGGUGACCGGUGGAGUGGUGACGGGUGGAGUGGUGACGGGUGGAGUGGUGACGGGUGGAGUGGUGACGGGUGGAGUGGUGACGGGUGGAGUGGUGACGGGUGGAGUGGUGACGGGUGGAGUGGUGACGGAGGAGUGGUGACGGGAGGAGUGGUGACGGGUGGAGUGAUGACGGGUGGAGAGGUGACGGGUGGAGUGGUGACGGGUGGAGUGGUGACGGGUGGAGUGGUGACGGGUGGAGUGGUGACGGGUGGAGUGGUGACGGGAGGUGUGGUGACGGGUGGAGUGGUGACGGGUGGAGUGGUGACGGGUGGAGUGGUGACGGGUGGAGUGGUGACGGGUGGAGCGGUGACGGGUGGAGCGGUGACGGGUGGAGCGGUGACGGGUGGAGCGGUGACGGGUGGAGCGGUGACGGGUGGAGUGGUGACGGGAGGAGUGGUGACGGGUGGAGUGGUGACGGGUGGAGUGGUGACGGGUGGAGUGGUGACGGGUGGAGUGGUGACGGGUGGAGUGGUGACGGGGUGGAGUGGUGACGGGUGGAGUGGUGACGGGUGGAGUGGUGACGGGUGGAGUGGUGACGGGAGGAGUGGUGACGGGUGGAGUGAUGACGGGUGGAGUGGUGACGGGUGGAGUGGUGACGUGUGGAGUGGUGACGUGUGGAGUGGUGACGGGUGGAGUGGUGACGGGAGGAGUGGUGACGGGAGGAGCGGUGACGGGUGGAGUGGUGAUGUGCUGCUUUGUCGUACAUGUGGAGAGACACUCUAA
Closterium sp. Naga37s-1 is the source of this 2505-nucleotide messenger RNA. The record is from the annotation of a GenBank genome assembly. Lineage: Eukaryota; Viridiplantae; Streptophyta; Zygnematophyceae; Desmidiales; Closteriaceae.